AUGUUGAUGAACUUUUGGCAAAACAUUUUGGAACGGCGUGGAAGCAAAAAUGAAGAAUUCGAAUUGGAAUACUAUAAGACUGUUAUGAAUAAUCAACAAAGUUUAACACAAGCAGAAGAAAAUGCUGAUGAUAAAAGUGUGUGCUUUGCUAAUACCAAGUGUAGCUUUGAAGCUGAUGUUUUAUGA
This is a messenger RNA of Acanthoscelides obtectus, 186 nucleotides long. The record is from the annotation of a GenBank genome assembly. NCBI's taxonomy places the organism in Eukaryota, Metazoa, Arthropoda, Insecta, Coleoptera, Chrysomelidae.